This is a messenger RNA of Naegleria gruberi, 513 nucleotides long. RefSeq lists its product as uncharacterized. The record is from RefSeq and is a predicted model, not a curated record. Lineage: Eukaryota; Heterolobosea; Eutetramitea; Acrasida; Naegleriidae. The transcript has a single exon. The coding region runs from base 1 to 513 and encodes 170 amino acids.
AUGGAAUACAGACAACCAGGCACUGUUCAUUCCUCAUCCAACAAUUAUUCGAAUCCUUUCGAAACAACACCUUCCGAGAAGAAUUUUCCAAUCUUUCAUUGGAAUAUCGAAAAAGAGCAACAAACAACACAAAUACAUCAACAACCAUUCUCCAAUUCUCCCCAUAGUUCGAGUUCUUACUCCUCUCUCAAAACCACCAAUCAACUUCUCAAAUUCAACAAGACAUCACCUCCAACAUCAUCAACUCCACCAACACCAAAAUUACCUUCUCCUAAAAUUCUAUCAAGUGCUGCAGAAUUGAGAGCUGUCAGCAUUCAUGUGGAAUCUGAAAAGCCAAAACUUCAAUCAUUUGAUCAAACUCAACAUUAUCAUAAUGAAACAGCAAUUUUUGAGUGCGCAAAUAGUCGAGUGAGAUUAGCAAAGGAAGAUACACCACCAAGUAUCAAGAUUCCUAACAACAAGAAAAUUCAGAGAACAAGAGUUUUUACCAUUAGCGAGUUAUUACAACAAUAA